Acyrthosiphon pisum (pea aphid) is the source of this 1069-nucleotide messenger RNA. RefSeq lists its product as uncharacterized. Lineage: Eukaryota; Metazoa; Arthropoda; Insecta; Hemiptera; Aphididae. The record is from RefSeq and is marked validated.
AUUUAGUUUUUCUAUAGUUCUUGUACCGGUUGUUGGUCAAAAUUUAAUAGUUGUUUCACUAAAGCAAAAAUCAUCAUGAUGUGUUUCAAAGCCAUCUUGUUGGUAUCCGCUAUUGUGUGUUUGAUAAACGCCGAAUAUAUACCACUGAAAGAACGAAUUUUCAAAUGCAAACUCAUCCCGUUUAAAAAACAUCAUUCUAUAUUCGAUGGUAUUAUCCCGUCGAUCAUUACUUCUCCAGCCGAUCCUGCUGUUCCUGACGAGUAUACCGUUCCCGCGGGAGGCACUACAUUUGGUACAGAUCCGGUACCGGUUCCUACCGCUGAAGUACCUGUAGAACCGCACCGAGAAGUGCAGAACCCACCACCGCAGGAAGUACAGCAUCCACCACAACCGGAUGUCCAUUAUCCACCCCAACCGGAUGUCCAGUAUCCACCCCAACCGGAAGUCCAGUACCCUGUGCCGCAGCAAGAGGGACAGCCCCCUGUAGCGCCACAACAGGAAGUGCAGAAUACACCACUGCAACAACCUCUGUAUCCACCGCAACACGAGGGCCAGCGCCCUGCACAACCCAAUGUAGAGCAGAUCCUUCCAUCGUCAAACGAAGGGCUGUAUCCACCGCAACAUAACGGGCAAUAUUAUCAACUGCAAAACACGGGGAUGUAUUAUCCGCCUCCGAACUACCAGGGUUUUAUUACCAACAACGUCCCAUAUAACUACCCCGUCUAUGGGCAAAACAUACUGAGAUCCGUGAAAUCUCUCGACGGCCAAACAUAUCCGCUCCACCAACGUCCGUACAGAGUAAAUAUGUUUAUUAGACAGCCGAACCCAUACUACAACGCUCCACAAGUGUAUGGUCAGUACGCUGCUCCACAAUAUAACUAUGUACCACAAAUGCCGAGAACAGCUCAAGCCCUCACUGGAAAAAAAUCAAAAUCCCCUUGAUUAAGUUUUAUACUUACAUUACGUCCGUUCUUAUCAUUAUUAUUAUGACACUUACUGUAGCUUUUAGUAUUUAUUAUGAAGCGCAUGAUAGUUAAAUUGAAGAAAUAAAGAAGUGUUUCAAUUAUCA